This is a messenger RNA of Nelumbo nucifera (sacred lotus), 1626 nucleotides long. RefSeq names its product hydroxypyruvate reductase (gene HPR). Gene Ontology annotation, cellular component: cytosol. NCBI's taxonomy places the organism in Eukaryota, Viridiplantae, Streptophyta, Magnoliopsida, Proteales, Nelumbonaceae. Gene Ontology annotation, molecular function: NAD binding; hydroxypyruvate reductase (NADH) activity; glyoxylate reductase (NADPH) activity. The record is from RefSeq and is a predicted model, not a curated record.
AACACAUUUUUAUCAUCUCUAUCUAUAAUCUAUAUACCAUUCCCCUUCCCCUUCCCCAUACACUUCACCAAAACAGAAGAAUGGAAGGCUGGAAGCUAUCCAAUGUCUCACGAGCUAUCUUAUUAAAUUUCUCUCAGACAUGACUCAACAGUACUCUUCUACCACUGCUUGUAUGUAUCACAAAAUCCCAUCUUUCAACUUGUCUCGGUAGCCCGUAGCGCAUAGAGUCGAGCUUACUUUUGAGAAACGAAGUUUGAAAUAGCUUGGUUCCUUAGCCAGUAGCAGCUUUUCACUUUCUCAGUGCUCCCAGUCCCAUUCUCCAGUACUGAAACCGAGCUUUUCAUGGCAACGCCAGUUUCUAUCGAGGUUUGGAACCCAAAUGGAAAAUACAGAGUCGUCAGCACCAAGCCCAUGCCUGGGACCCGGUGGAUUCGUCUUUUGACCGAUCAGGAUUGUCGGGUGGAAAUAUGCACCCAGAGGAAAACCAUACUGUCUGUGGAUGACAUUCUCGCUCUCAUAGGUGACAAGUGCGACGGUGUGAUCGGGCAGUUGACAGAAGACUGGGGAGAGGUGUUAUUCUCUGGACUUAGCAGAGCAGGCGGGAGAGCUUUCAGUAACAUGGCUGUUGGCUACAACAACGUCGACGUUAAUGCAGCCACUAAGUAUGGAGUUGCCGUUGGCAACACUCCUGGUGUACUUACAGAGACAACAGCAGAGCUAGCAGCUUCACUUUCUCUUUCAGCAUCUAGAAGAAUAGUUGAAGCAGAUGAGUUCAUGAGAGCUGGUUUAUAUGAUGGAUGGCUUCCUCAUCUGUUUGUGGGGAACUUGCUCAAAGGACAAACUGUGGGAGUAAUUGGAGCGGGACGUAUUGGAUCUGCUUAUGCUAGAAUGAUGGUUGAAGGGUUCAAAAUGAACCUAAUAUACUAUGAUCUGUACCAAGCCACUAGGCUAGAGAAGUUUGUUACAGCUUAUGGAGAGUUCCUCAAAGCUAGUGGUGAAGCGCCCGUCACCUGGAGAAGAGCUUCAACCAUGGAAGAAGUCCUCAGAGAAGCUGAUGUGAUAAGUCUUCAUCCUGUCUUGGAUAAAACAACGUACCAUUUGGUCAACAAAGAGAGGCUCUCAAUGAUGAAAAAGGAGGCAAUUUUGGUAAAUUGUAGUAGAGGCCCUGUGAUUGAUGAAGCUGCCUUGGUGGAACAUCUGAAAGAGAAUCCAAUGUUUCGAGUUGGUCUUGAUGUCUUUGAGGAGGAACCUUACAUGAAACCUGGCCUUGCUGACAUGAAAAAUGCCAUUGUCGUGCCCCAUAUCGCUUCUGCUUCCAAGUGGACUCGUGAAGGAAUGGCAACACUGGCUGCUCUGAAUGUCCUGGGGAAGAUUAAAGGAUAUCCAGUUUGGUCUGAUCCAAACCGAGUAGAACCAUUCCUGAAUGAAAACUCCCCACCGCCCGCUGCUUGUCCGAGUAUUGUAAAUGCAAAAGCCUUAGGCUUAACUGCUUCAAAGCUUUAAGGGCUAAAAGCUUCAGAAUGCUCAUGCCAUUAGUGAUUCUUCAGUUCUUAAAAGGAGAAAAAGAGAGCGACUAAGGAUGUAUAUUUGCUUUACAUUGUGUUAUGAACUGGCUUCAUUGUUUUC